AUGUCGACCCAAGUACCCGAAAAAUCAGAAGCACAAGGAGGAAAAGGAGGCAACCAAUGGGACGAUGGAACUGAACACGAAGGUGUGACUAAGAUAGACAUUGCAGCUGGUGGUCAAGGAAUUCAGCAAAUCAAGUUUGGUUAUGUCAAAAAUGGAGAGACUAAAGAAGGACCUUUCCAUGGUGUCAAGGGUAGAAAUAUUGUUUCAACGAUUGUGAUUAACCAUCCGGAUGAGUAUCUCAUUUCGGUCGAGGGUUGGUACGACUCAUCCAAUAUCAUUCAAGGAAUCAAGUUUCAAACCAACAAAAACAUUUCUCAGUUCUUUGGAUACGAAUUUUCUGGAGAUGGUACACCAUUCUCACUUCAAGUUAAGGACAAGAAGAUCAUUAGCUUUCAUGGGUCCUCUAGUUCUCAUCUCAAUUCUCUUGGAGCUUAUUUUGCACCAAUCUCUUCUUCCACGGUGACUCCUCCCAAUAGUGUGACCAAGAUCUACAUUUCAACUGGAAAUGGAGGAAUUGAGCAAAUCAAGUUCGAGGAUGUCGAAAAUGGAGAGACAAAGGAAAUACCUUUCCAUGGUGUGAAGGGUAAAAAUCUCAUUUCAACGGUUGUGAUAAGCAAUCAUCCUGAUCAUGAGUUUCUCAUUUUCGUCGAGAGUUGGUAUGAUUCUUCCAAUGUCUUUCAAGGAAUUAAGUUUAAACCCGAGAAGAACAGUUCUGAUUUCUUUGGUUAUAAACUUUCUGAGGAUGAUGGUACACCAUUUUCUCUUCAAGUUAAGAAUAAGAAGAUCAUCGGUGUUCAUAGAUUCGCGAACUCGAAUCUCACUUCUCCAGGAACUUACUUUGUUCUAAACCGUUGCUCUUCUCCUAACAAAGUAGAAGCUCAAGGAGGAAAUGGUGGAACAACAUUCGACGAUGGUUCUUUCGAUCAUGUAAGAAAAGUUUACAUUGGUCAAGGAGAUUCCGGUGUAGCUUAUGUCAAAUUCGAAUACGAAAAAGAUGGGAACAUAGAGACUCGAGAGCAUGGUAAAAAGACUUUGUUAGGAACAGAGGAGUUUGAGGUCGAUCCAGAUGAUUACAUUACAUCAAUGGAGGUUUCACUCGACAAUGUAUUCGGUUUUAACAGCGAAAUCGUCACUGCUAUUGUCUUCAAGACCUUUAAGGGCAAAAUAUCACAGCCUUUUGGAAUGGUGACUGAGAACAAAUUCGACCUUAAAGACGGUAAUGGAGGGAAACUUGCCGGAUUCCAUGGAAAAGCUAGUGAUGUUCUUUAUGCUCUUGGUGCUUAUUUCACUCCAACAACAACAAUAACUACUUCGUCUAUUCCAUUGACUCCUUCUCAUGCUAAGGCUACAAGCAAAAGGCUCUCAAGUCAUCCUCGGCGAUGGUCGCGGAAAAAAACACUACUAGAUCCUGAAACGUUUGAGCUUGAUUAUCCAAGUGAAUACAUCACUUCAGUGGAAGGUUACUAUGACAAAGUUUUUGGAGUUGAAGCUGAAGUAGUGACGAGUCUUACGUUCAAGACUAACAAGAAAACGUCUCAACCAUUUGGAAUGAGUGGUGGUGAAUUUUUCGAACUUAAGGAGGAUGGUUACAAGAUCGUUGGAUUCCAUGGAAAAGCUGGUGAUUUAGUUCAUCAGAUUGGAGUUCAUGUUGUGCCCAUUUUCACCAAUCGCUUACUUGUUCUUUAG
Messenger RNA from Arabis nemorensis, 1686 nucleotides. The record is from the annotation of a GenBank genome assembly. Lineage: Eukaryota; Viridiplantae; Streptophyta; Magnoliopsida; Brassicales; Brassicaceae.